Messenger RNA from Pleuronectes platessa (European plaice), 924 nucleotides. RefSeq names its product lysophosphatidic acid receptor 4-like. The record is from RefSeq and is a predicted model, not a curated record. The transcript has 2 exons. Gene Ontology annotation, molecular function: oxysterol binding; G protein-coupled receptor activity. The coding region runs from base 1 to 924 and encodes 307 amino acids. Gene Ontology annotation, cellular component: membrane. Gene Ontology annotation, biological process: G protein-coupled receptor signaling pathway. Lineage: Eukaryota; Metazoa; Chordata; Actinopteri; Pleuronectiformes; Pleuronectidae.
AUGAAGUUCUACCUCUUCCCAGUGAUCUACAUCCUGGCGUUAGUCGUGGGUCUACCUGGAAAUCUGGCUGCUCUCUUCGUCUUCACCUUCAAGAUCACCCCUCGCACAGCCUUCAGCGUGUUCAUCAGCAACCUAGCCCUGGUGGACAUCCUCAUCCUCUGCACGCUGCCCUUCAGGAUCCACUACCACCUCAACAGAAACAACUGGGUGUUUGGGGACGUCGCCUGCCGCAUCACUGGGGUCCUGUUCUACUCCAACAUCUACAUGAGCAUCUGUUUCAUGACUUGUAUCUGUGUGGACCGCUACAUGGCCACGGUGCAUCCUCACGCCUACCAGAGGCAGCGGAGGCCCUGGCGCUCUCUGGCCGUGUGUGUUGCGCUCUGGUGCGUCGCUGGUGUGUUGAUGCUGGUCUUUGUCGUCUUGGGGCCUCUGAAAACAAACGUCAACCAAUCUGGAAAACACACUUGUUUCGAGAACUUAUCCAAGCACGAGUGGGACAUGCGUGCGGGGGUGUACAACCUGCUGGGCCUGAUCUUGGGCUCCCUGCUGCCCACGGUGAUCAUCCUGGUGUGUUACCCUCUGAUUGUGAGGCGCAUCUCCAUGAUCAGGACCAAAACAGCCCAAAGAGCCUUGAGGGUCAUUCACACCAUCCUGGCCAUCACGCUGCUCUGCUUCCUGCCCAACCACGUAGCGAAUCUGCUGCACAUCCUGCAACGCAGGGAGGUCAUCAAGACAUCCUGCACCACCGCCAACCGCAUCCACGACGUCAGGCUGGUCACCACGGCCCUCGUCACCCUCAACACGUGCCUGUACCCCGUGCUCUACUAUGUCACCACCAGCCACUUCAAAUGGAGGCUCUUGAAGAUGACAUGGCUGUGUGGACGAGUGGAGAGGAGCGAGAGAACUGAACCUGUAGAUUUAUAA